UUUGGCUUCCCGUGCCGGUCAAUGGGUGGCGGACAAUUGCAAUGACAUUGCAAACCAAAGCCUUAGCCACAGCCACAGCCUCUAACACCUGCGAACGAGCGAGCGAGCUAGCAUCGACGACGAAGAGGUGGACCUCGCGUGCCUCGCUGGCCGGGCCGGUGGACGGAACACUGCGCGCCGUUUACUAGACCAAAAAAGAAAGCGCUGCGCUGGGCCGUUUCCUCCCGGGACAUGAGCAUGGACGACGACCGCCAGCGGUGCGCGCCGCCCUCCUAGUCGGCGCAGGACCCCACGGUGCCGAAAGCCCGUCACCGCUCGCCCGGCCCCGACGACCCGUCCCGCGAGAACAGCGAGGAUGAGCGCGGCGAAGGCUGUCGUCGGCGUCGCCGUGCUGCUAACCUUCGCCGGCUGCAUCCGGGCCAGCACGGACGCCGAUGAGCACGAUUUGAACGACAAGUUCCUCGACACUCUGAUCAAGACCAAGGACAGCCGGUCGUUCCUCAACGACCUCAUCUACAAGAUACAGCUGCUGCUCAACGACACGGACGAGCCGCAGCACACAACCCUCGCCGCGCCCAAGAGCCCCAAGGAUACCGCGACACGCUGGGCCGCCAAGAGCCGAUUGCCCCAGGUCACGCUGGGGCCGAUCGGAGAGGUGGUCGUCUUCGAGCCUUCGACGGCGGCGAGUAGGCCCAGCAACAGCAACAGCAGCAGCAACAGCAGCGGGCUGAGCUUCCUGCCUCAGCAGCAGAUUAAACAGCAGCUUCAGAAGCAACCUCAGCAGCAAUCUCUGAACCAAUCUCUGAACCACUCUCAGCAGCAGUCUCAGCAGCAGUCUCAGCAGCAGUCUCAGCUGCAGUCUCAGCUAGCAUCUCAGCUGCAGCAACAGGCAUCGCUGUUCAACUUCUCCCUGGAGUCCCUGCUGGCGUUGCCGGCCAACAUUACGCUGGACGCGCUGCAGAUCUUCAACCAAACGAGUUACAUCACCAACGAGACGGUGGUGGACAUGGCUGCAGAGAGAGAGGCCAAGCGUAACGCUAUGGGUCAGGAUGCGAGCCAGCGGGUGGCCACGCUGGGCGUCAUCAUCUGCCUGACGUUCGUGGGCACGGCCACCUGCAUCGUGGUCAUGGCGUUGUACUCAUCCAAGUUCAGUGGCAUCAUACUGCUCAGCAACGGCCGCUGGUGGUGUCCGAUGGUGACCCGCGGCAAUGGCGUUGAACGCCAGCUGCUUGUGUAGUCGUGCCUUCUCUCUCAUCCUUGACUGACUUGUUUUUGAAGUGUCAUGAUAGCUUCUUUCCGUUUUUUUUUAUUCGCUCACGGAACAGACGGCAAAUAAAGCCAAAGGUGUCGUGUACGAAACGACUCGUGCAACGAUGUUGCGACAAGGCUGAAUCGCGCCUGGUGUCUCGUUAACGCCGAAUGGCUUGGGCGAAGGUGAGCGUCAUGAUGUGACGGCGUUGACUGAUGUGUCUGUCAAUUUUAAUAUCGCCGAAGUACAAGUUUGAACUUCAGGACUAUGAAAACCCCAAUGCAAUAAAGCAACAAGAGUGAUAACCCCACUUACAUGGCAUGCUCUAUAGACUCGACGUUGUGAACUGUCGAGCAGGUUUCAAAAGGCUGCUGAAAAAUGAGUCAAUUCCGAAAGCUCAAAGCACGUGCCGACGUGGUCCUGGACUUCAGCUCCGGACGUCAGACAUGUCAUUCCUUGCAGUUUGCUUGCGAAUAAACGAUUGCUAGAGGGUUUGCUACAAUGCCUCCAAUGUAUUGAAAUGUCACAGCGGCCUGCUGUAAGACAGUUCG
This is a messenger RNA of Dermacentor silvarum, 1800 nucleotides long. RefSeq lists its product as uncharacterized. The record is from RefSeq and is a predicted model, not a curated record. The transcript has 2 exons. The coding region runs from base 356 to 1237 and encodes 293 amino acids. NCBI's taxonomy places the organism in Eukaryota, Metazoa, Arthropoda, Arachnida, Ixodida, Ixodidae.